GUGGGGAAUAGAGAGAGAGGAAGAGAAGAAGGACAAAGCGCAAAAACAAAAAAAAAAACAUUUUGCUUGAUGGUCUCUCAAUCUUCCGUUACCACCGUGGUUACCAAUCACCGCUCCGACGGCGACUUCACCUCCACUGCCACUUCCACUGGAGGAGAUGAUGGCCGUAAGUCCAGGAUUGACGAGGCCGCUAGCUAUGGAUGUGUCACGACGAUUACUGCCACGAGCAUGGCAUACUUGCCCCACACUGUGGUGCUCUGCGAGCUUAGACAUGGCGUUUCCGAUGCGGCUGCGUCCUUCGAUAUCCUCCAAUCCCCCAGAUGGCGCCUUAGAGAGCGAAUGAAAACAAGAUGUGUUGCUCUGGUUUUGUGUUUGAACAUUGGUGUUGAUCCCCCGGAUGUUAUCAAGAUUUCUCCAUGCACAGGACUUGAAUGCUGGAUAGAUCCCUUUUCUAUGUUUCCCACAAGAGCUCUUGAGGCAAUUGGCCAAAACUUGGGCAUUCAGUACGAGACAUGGCUGCCAAGGGCUCUGUAUAAGGUGGAAUUGGAUCCUACCAAGGACCAUCUCCGGAAGCUGUGCUUGUCUUGUCGGAAAAACGCAAAGUCUGAGAGAGUUUUGUUUCACUAUAAUGGGCAUGGUGUACCCAAACCUACACCCAACGGUGAACUCUGGGUAUUCAAUAAGAAUUUCACGCAGUACAUUCCCUUGCCAGUCAGCGAGCUUGAUUCUUGGCUGCAGACACCCUCCAUUUAUGUUUUUGACUGCUCUGCUGCUAGGGUCAUUGUUAAUGCCUUGGCAGAGCUUCAUGAUUGGGGCUCUUCUGGACCCUUGAAGGACCGCAUCAUUCUGGCCGCUUGCGAUGCACACGAGACUCUUCCUCAGAGUGUUGAAUUUCCAGCUGACGUUUUUACUUCUUGCCUCACCACACCUAUUAAAAUGGCAUUGAAAUGGUUCUGCAGACGUUCUCUUCUCAAGGAAACUAUAGAUGAAUCACUUAUCGAUAGAAUCCCGGGCCGCCAAAAUGACCGUAGAACAUUGUUAGGAGAGCUAAACUGGAUCUUCACUGCAGUCACAGACACCAUUGCCUGGAAUGUGCUUCCUCGCGUUAGUUUUACCCCACAGAACUUUUCCAGAGAUAAUCCAGACAGGACUUGUUGGUCGCUAGCCUUUUCCGAAAUUUCUUACAUGCUGAGAGGAUAA
This is a messenger RNA of Thlaspi arvense, 1200 nucleotides long. NCBI's taxonomy places the organism in Eukaryota, Viridiplantae, Streptophyta, Magnoliopsida, Brassicales, Brassicaceae. The record is from the annotation of a GenBank genome assembly.